Dendrobium catenatum is the source of this 1038-nucleotide messenger RNA. RefSeq names its product adenylate kinase isoenzyme 6 homolog. Bases 103 to 633 code for a protein of 176 amino acids. NCBI's taxonomy places the organism in Eukaryota, Viridiplantae, Streptophyta, Magnoliopsida, Asparagales, Orchidaceae. Gene Ontology annotation, cellular component: cytoplasm; nucleus. Gene Ontology annotation, molecular function: ATP hydrolysis activity; AMP kinase activity; ATP binding. The transcript is spliced from 3 exons. The record is from RefSeq and is a predicted model, not a curated record.
CUUGCAUGUGCGGAAUCUAUUUCUUCAGCCCUAAUCUAGAAAAGAAAGCGCAUAGAUUCCCCUUCCCGGCUCAGCCUCGCCGGCGGAUUCGUUUUCUCUUCGAUGGCGGGUGGCGGUAGGAUGAGGCCGAACAUUCUGGUGACAGGUACGCCGGGUACGGGAAAGACGACGACUUGCUCGCUUCUUGCUGACGCUACGCAGCUCCGGCACAUCAACGUCGGCGAUCUUGUAAAGACCAAGAACCUCCAUGAUGGAUGGGACGAAGUGUUCGAGUGUCAGAUUAUGAACGAGGAACUGUUAUGUGACGAGAUUGAAGACAUGAUGGAAGAUGGAGGGAACAUUGUUGAUUAUCAUGGCUGCGAUUUCUUUCCUGAGCAUUGGUUUGAUCGUGUUGUCGUCCUGCAGACUGAUAAUUCUGUCCUGUAUGAUCGCUUGUCUAGCAGGGGAUACAUGGGAGCAAAGCUUACAAAUAACAUGGAGUGCGAGAUCUUUCAGGUUCUCUUAGAGGAGGCGAGAUCAAGCUAUGCUGCUGAUAUUGUCAUCCCCUUACAAAGCAACUGCGUUGAAGACAUCAGCAGCAAUGUGGCCACCUUAACAAACUGGGUCAAUAACUGGAGACCAGUUGGGUCUUGAAGAAGACCCCUUUAUUUCUCCCUACACUGAGGAGCAAAAUAUGAAAGUAAAUCCAAUCAGAAUAUCUUAUUUAAAUUUAGGCUUCGUUUGAGACGGUUUUCUUAUUACUUUCUAAAACAGCUUUUUAGUACAAUAAUUUCAUAAACUAAAAAUUUGUGUAUCAAAAAGCUGAUUUAGAAAGCAAUAAGAAAGCUGUUCAAAAUGAGGCUUUAGUCGAAGAAUUUGAUAAUCAUUAGUUUUUGAUCGAGUAAUCGUAUAUUGUAUUAAUCUUUAAGAAACUCAAUGAGUAAAGUUUAUGUAGAUGACAUUUCAUCUGUUAUGUUAUGUAGUAGGUGUAAAAUUUAACUUAGUAUUUGUCUUAAGAUUUGAUUAAUAAGAAUGAGAGGAUGUGAUUGCUUUAUGUGA